GAGAGAACUACCAUGGCAACUAAACGCAAUAUGUGUUAUAGCUAUGGUCGCCCCCCGAGGAUUGUUUUUACUAUGCUUCAACAACGAUAAGCUUAGAACUAAAGUGUGUUCUUGGAAAUACAACAUAAGGAAAUGGCUUUCACGUUAUAAGAACGGUUUGCUUAGAAUCGGCAGAGGGAAAUAGUUCAUCCGAAUCGAUUUCCGUGAUUGGGUGCUGGCGAAAUACAGCCCCUUGGCAUCUUUUUUUCUUCUUCCGUCAAAGCUCAGCAGCAGUUACUUCAUCAACGAUCUGUUUUUUCUCCACAUACUUAUUCCUGCUUGAUCUGCUCGGAGCGCCUUUCGUGUUUGUUCCAAGCAUCGUGUAAUCAUGUCGUCUGUCUUUGUGUCCGACAAUUCUGCGGGUGGAUUUAAUCAAUCACAACAACAGAAACCACCUGAACCUGCAAGGCCGAAGCGACCGCGACCCAGUCUUGCAUGCAUUCGAUGUAGAAAAAAGAAAGUCAAGUGUGAUUUUGUACAACCGACAUGCGGUCGAUGUGCCAAUGCGGGUCUUCCAUGCAGUUACGCAACGCCUCCACGACGAGUCGACGGUCAGGCGUUUGACCAACUUGGCAAUCAUGUCGAGGAGUUAAAGGAACGAAUGCAAAAGAUGCAGACGGAAUUAGCAAUGAUUAAAAAUAAUCUGCAUCCGUUUCCAGGCAGCGGCAGCACCGCAGGCGAUAGUGUGGGGUUUGCGUCUUCCUCUGGUGUUGUCGACGAAGAAAAUAUGAACAGCUCUCGAGGGGUAUCACCACUAGGUAGCAGCCCUGUCGUAAUGGAUCAACUUGCUAUUUCACAGGAGAACGGACCGAUGACGAUGAUUGAACCGCAGCAACCUGUAACUUGGCGACUGUCGCUAUCACCCUCCGGAUUACGUAUCGAUACCAACAUUGCAAGCGUAGCCGAUUUAUACAGAAUCUUGCUGAACGGCAUUAGCCAGCUCAAUAUCAACAGCGACUCCACUACUAAUUUGUUCAGCACCGAUUCAAUUCGAGGCGAUGGCAACAAGCCGCGACAGCAUAAAGCAUGGGGUCGAUAUGCACAGCAACACAGAGCAAAACCGCUAGAGUCGAGCGACACUGUGAUGACACCAGCAAGCGACACAAUUCCUUCGCAAUCAGCAGGCACUAGCAGUAGCAAUGGUGCUAUUGGCGGUGGUAGCAGCAGUGGCGGUGGAUCUGGGGCAGGAGGCGGAAGACUCUGGGAAGUAGACGACAAUGAAGCACGCAAGAUUCUCCAGGAGCGAAAAUCGGCAGACGAUACCAUUCCACAAGCAACGCUGGACAAUCUUAUGCAGACCUGUUAUCACAAGUGCUUUUUGGCGUACCAAAUUGUGGACAAGGAGGCGUUUAUGCAGCAGUAUGCGAGCGAAGCAGGCUUGGAUCCGCUACUUGCCAACUCAAUUAGUGCAUGGGUGGCAAAGCACGGAUGCAUCUAUCACAACGCGUGUCCCGGCAAGGAUCCGUCGUCCAUGGGCGAAGCAUACUUCAAAAAUGCAAGACAGCUGCUCAAGAAAUGUUUUGAUAUCAGCAAUGCGACGACGGUACAUGCAUUGCUCAAUCUGUACAUGUACCAACUCAGCAGCGAACGAUCAAGUUUGGCCUACUUGUAUAUUGGACUAGCUAUUCGGAUGGCGCAGGACCUGAAGUUUCACAAAAAGGAGCACAUGCCUGCCGACCUGAAGCAGCGCGAGACAAGCAAACGCCUGUGGUGGUCUGCUUAUUGGCUCGAUCUGUGUGCAGCGCUCGAGUCGAAUAGACCAACCAUGGUGGAUGACAAGGACUGUGACCUCGAAUACCCAACCAAGCUGGACUUUGAAGAUGAGGAGACAGGCUACCGGAUAGACUUUUGCGUCCACUCGAUCAAGCUCAUGAAGAUCCGUAAGGACAUUACCAAACAUCUGCCAUCCGAACAAUCGGGCCAGUCGCUCCUCUCGGCUAUCUCGCGGCUAGAAAACGCGCUCACAACAUGGCUCAACGAGCUUCCACAGUACUUACGUUUUGAACCGGAGGAUAUCUUUAACAAGACUGACACGUUCAAGGAUGAAGCAAGUUUGAUCCUUAACAUUCAAUAUCAGACAACAUGGGUCAUGCUCCACAAAUUCUUUUUGCCAAAACAGAAUCAGACCGCCACGCCCGUCGCAUUAUUAUCGCUCAACAUCUGCACCAAGUCAGCCAACUUUAUCACCAAGUUAUUGGACAUCUAUGCCAAGAAUCUUUGCUGGUGUCAGUUCUUCUAUGCCUUGGAUGGUGUCAUCGCCAGUGUAUCCAUUCAUCAAAGCAAUGCAUUGUCAAAUGAGGAGGAGGUGGCAUGUCUCGCCCAACGUAACUUGAUUCUUACGGCAAACGUAUUACGAAACUCACCGUUACUGUACAUGGAGAAAGUGAAUGAGAUUAUCGAGAGUAUUGAGUCGUUCUUGAAGCAAAACAACCUGCCAAACGAUCUCAGCAAGCUGCCGGCAGUGAACGAGGAUCUAGUGAACCAGCAAUCCAUUUACUCGGUAUUCCAUCCAGGUGUCUUUGAAAACAACCAGAAUCAAAACCAACCACAGCAACAGCAACAGCAGCAACAACAACAACAACAGCCUCAGCAACAGCAACCUCCUGUUUCUACAGCAACCCCAGUCGGCGGUAUGGGCCAACAGGCCCAGGCAUCGCCAUCCAUGGGACUCGGCCAGCACCAUCAAUCUUCACCAGCAACAAUGUUGUCUGCUAGUUUAUCACCUCAUCCACGUCAACAAACUAUGCCGAGCCCGAUUCCUAUGACUCCAUCACCACAACAAUCCCUUUCCGACCGUUCACGCCAGCCUGGGGCAUUGGCACAGCAAGCUCAACAACAACAACAACAUCAUCACCAUCAUCAACAUCAUCAACAGCAGCAGCAGCCACAACAAAUGGCCGAUUCAAUGGGAUAUCCUCAACAGUUAUCUAAUGCAACAUCUAACAACAUGAUGUCGACUGGUACUGGCAUGUUAUUUAAUAAUCCCGCAUUAAUGGGAUUCACGGGUGCUGGUGGCGAGGCGCCGAUGGAUCAGCUGCUGUUCCGCGACAUGGAUUUUUCGAUGAACCAAGGCGGGGACCGUAUGAUGGGCCAGCAAGAUGUAUUCGCAUCAUUAGGCUCGAAUAUGCUCGGGGACACUUCGUUUGCACCCAAUCCCUCGUCUGGCGCAUCUUUCCCAUUCACUGAUAUGAACCAAGCAGAUAUAUACAGUCCACAGCAACAACAGCAACAACGACCCCAGGAACCUCCUCAACAGCAGCAACCACCACAAACCCAACCACCACAUCCGCAACAAUCACAACAGCAACACCGUCCAAAUAACAACCCUAACAACCCUAACGAUCCAUCUUCAUUCGCUGGUAACUUGUUUGGCAAUCCAGCGCUGUUUGGACUACAAGGCGCAGGCAUGAAUCAGUCAUCGUAUGGAAUGAACGAUGCAACAUCAUCAGCUGGCGGAGGAUUUGAUCCAGCUUCUUUAUUUGCCAACGUCAAUAUGGAUCCAGCGGCUAUGAACGCAUUGUUAUACGGUUCUGCUGGAGCAUCAGGAGCUGGGGCCGGCGAUGGUAUGGGGAUGGCUUUUGGACAGCAGCAACAUCCACAGCAGCAGCAGCAACAACAGCAACCAGGCGGACCAUCCUCACAAGCGAACUUUGCAGCAGCAAUGUAUGCAGCUAGCAGAAAGAGAGUCCAUCGUGAAUGGGAUGAUUCAGCAUAGCAAUAGCAGUGCAGCACCACCCCUUCCAAAAAAACAUGACAUCUUUUAUAUAAUUAUUGCGUUUUCCCUUCAAUCUUCUUCUUCUUUCUUUUCUCCCUUCGUCCAUUUCACUCUGUUCAUUUUUGUCUCUUGUUGUUGUUUCUUUUCUCCUUCUACUCUCUACUGCGUCUAUUUCUUUUUUCCUCCUCUCUUCCUUUCUGUAUUCUAUAUGUUUGAGAACGCAUCCCUUUAUCACUUUCUUUCUGCUUUAUGU
Messenger RNA from Zychaea mexicana, 4007 nucleotides. RefSeq lists its product as uncharacterized. The transcript has 2 exons. Lineage: Eukaryota; Fungi; Mucoromycota; Mucoromycetes; Mucorales; Lichtheimiaceae. Gene Ontology annotation, molecular function: zinc ion binding; DNA binding; DNA-binding transcription factor activity, RNA polymerase II-specific. The record is from RefSeq and is a predicted model, not a curated record. Gene Ontology annotation, biological process: DNA-templated transcription; regulation of DNA-templated transcription. The coding region runs from base 368 to 3754 and encodes 1128 amino acids.